Messenger RNA from Leptidea sinapis, 742 nucleotides. Its product is annotated as succinate dehydrogenase assembly factor 2-A, mitochondrial-like. Bases 151 to 573 code for a protein of 140 amino acids. NCBI's taxonomy places the organism in Eukaryota, Metazoa, Arthropoda, Insecta, Lepidoptera, Pieridae. Gene Ontology annotation, cellular component: mitochondrion. Gene Ontology annotation, biological process: mitochondrial electron transport, succinate to ubiquinone; protein-FAD linkage; tricarboxylic acid cycle. The record is from RefSeq and is a predicted model, not a curated record. The transcript is spliced from 3 exons.
UUCUCAGUUGUCAAUGUCAUUCGACUGCUUAAAGGUCCUUGUCGCACUAUAAUAUCAAUAUUAUUAUUAUUCAAUAUAAAAACCUAAAUUAAUAUUAUAAAAUCGCUUUGAAGUACACGAAAAAACAUUUCAGUAAAGGAAGCUAAGAAAAUGAUGCGCUUACGUGCUACCUUUAGCUCUAUAAAAAAGAUUCAAACAUGUCGUUUUAUGAGUGGUACAACUCAGGGUUUUGAUACAACUUACAUGGAAAUUCCUGUCUACAAUGUUGACAAACCACAAACACUGGAAAAGAGAAAAGCUAGGCUACAUUACCAGUCUCGUAAAAGGGGAAUGUUGGAAAACGAUCUUUUGUUAAGCACCUUUGCGAAGAAAUACCUGGACGGAUUCUCGGAGCAACAAACCAUGAUGUACGACCGUCUCAUCAACUCGCCAAGUAAUGAUUGGGACAUUUACUAUUGGAUUGUCCAGAAGAAGCCUACUCCAGAAGAAUUUGACAAUGAGAUAAUGAAUCUUCUUAAGAAACAUGCCAAGAAUGAAGAUCGCGUUAUGCUUUCACAACCCGAUUUGCACUAAAUUCAACACUUAUCAUUAUGAUUUGGUUAUUAGUCAGAAGAAAGUAUUAUUUUAUUAUAACAAAAAAUUAAAUUAAAUAUCAAAGGUAUUAGAAAAUGAGUGUUAUAUUUAUUAGCUUUAGACUGGAUUUAUAACCGAUGUUGUAUUAAUAUAAAUGAUGAAAGAAAAA